AUAUCUAAAUUUAGCCCGAGAGCUAAAUCUAAAUAUAAAACGACGUACACGAUGCACCGCGCGAUCCCGACACACUUUUACGCCAAAGGUUGUUAGACCUAAUGUUUACUAAUAUUAACUAAUCCAACAUAAAAAAAAUGUUGCUAUCGUGUCCCUUGUGUUGCAAACCCCAUUUCGAAGGGGUGGAUUCGCUCAGAACCACCCUGGUAAACGUCGCGACCGCACCACUAAAAUGUCCCGUCUGUCAAGACGUGUUGAAAGGUCUGGAUAAGUUGACUAUUCAUUUGUUCGGUCAUGUGAGUGAGGGUGCACCACAAAAGGAGGAAAAAUUCCAGGAGGAGAUUGACUCGAGGAUCAGUAAGAUUUGUGAUAAGAGCGAUCCUAAGACGCCUGAAGAUACAGUCGUUCAAAAUCCUUCACAACCGAUCAUAUCCUGUGAUAUAUGCAGUUUUACAUUUACCGAUAAGAAUAUUUUGGAAUUGCAUCAGAAGUUGUUGCACCAAACGUCCCCUGAUGAGAAAACUGGGAAGUACAGUUACCAUUGUCAUUUGUGUAGUAAACGGUUUAGGAUGAGGGGGAGCCUUAUGGUGCAUCUAAGGGUUGCUCAUUAUGGCUUUAAUAACCACAUAGAUCUUCCGACGCAUUUAUUAACUCAAAGUGAAAAUGCGACGAGUCAGCCAACCAGUAGUUCUGUUAUGGAUAUCGAUGCUCAAAGUAAAGUUUCAAGUCCGAAAACCCCAGACUGCAAACAAUGGAGCUGCGACGUGUGCGCCAAAAUGUUCACCACAAAGUAUUUCCUGAAGAAACACAAACGGCUACACACUGGAGAAAUGCCUUAUUCUUGCUCAAUCUGCAACAAAGCCUUCACCUUCCAACAAUCCUACCACAAGCACAUGCUCUACCAUUCCUCUGAAAAACCGUAUCAGUGCAACGAAUGCGGCAGAGCAUUUAAAGAACAUUCCACGUUACAAAACCAUGCCAGGAUCCAUUCUGGAGAGCGACCUUUUGCAUGUGAAAUAUGCGGCAAACGGUUUCGGCAAAGGGUAUCAUAUCUGGUGCACAUGCGGAUCCAUACAGGAGUAAUGCCUUAUAAAUGUACAGCUUGCAAUAAAAGUUUCAGAUACAAAGUUAGUCAGAGAUCUCAUAAAUGCCCCGUGAAUCCACCCGGAUCGGUUGUAAGGAUUUCGGAACCAUCUGAGACCAUGGUGGCCUCACCAAAAGCAACUGUGACCUCACCAGCACCAAGCAGUGAGAAUGGCGAGGCAGAAAAUCCGUUAAAGGUUCCCAAGUGCAUUAUGUCAGUGGAUUACGAUACUGGGUGUAUUAAUUUGAUACCUAAUGAACACCUGAUGAAGUCACCUACUAGGCAAAGUCCUUUAAUAAAUGAGAAGGACAUGUAUACCAUGGUGAUGUCUCCUAUUUUACCAGAGGUGGAGUCUUUGUGUCUUAACAGUAAUUCUCCUGUAACCCCUAACUCGCCUAUUGAAGAAACUAUACAAAUUAUUAGAGAGAAAUGUUUAGAAGAAUUGUUUAAAUAAAUUUGUCUUUAUCGGAA
Molecule: messenger RNA, 1555 nt
Organism: Anthonomus grandis grandis
Lineage: Eukaryota; Metazoa; Arthropoda; Insecta; Coleoptera; Curculionidae
Product: zinc finger protein ZFP2
Exons: 7
Coding region: 138-1538 (466 amino acids)
Biological process (GO): regulation of DNA-templated transcription
Molecular function (GO): DNA-binding transcription factor activity, RNA polymerase II-specific; RNA polymerase II cis-regulatory region sequence-specific DNA binding
Source: RefSeq, a predicted model, not a curated record